ACAAGUCAUUGUAUGAAACAGACGCGAAUAGGGUAGUUGUGAGCAGUGUUUUGUUGUUUCAUUGAUAUAAAUAUUGUAUUUGCCUUUUAAAAAACAAAGUAUGUAAAAUUGCAAGUGCUGAUAAGUUAAAAAUUUCGGUGAAGAUAUUGUAAUAAACUCAACUUAUCGCACAGACAUGUCUUUAACUGUAGUCAAAUACCGUAAAAAUUCUUUAGGACAAGCCGUUCCUCUUAAUGAGCCGGUGGCAAUUAAAAGCAAUAAAGUACAAUUUCAGCAAAAACUACGAACUGAGAGUGCAGUUAAAAUUGGAGUAAGUCCUUCUUUGGUUAUUAACAAACUGACUCCCAAUGUGAAGACUGCAGUAAAGCGUAACAACUCAUACGAAACAGAGCCAAACGAAAAAGUGAAAAAGUAUUCACUGCAAACAAUUGCUAGUACUGGCGGCCCAACAACUAGUUUGCAAUGGCAACAGACUAUAGGCGGUAGCACACCAACUUCUUUAAAGAAAUCGAUUGGUGCUGCAAUAAGUUCUCUGCCACCAAAUACUAUUAUACAAGCCACAGCAGGAAGCAGUAAAAGUGAGAGUAGCAAUAAAUCAGCAAGUAACGUUUUACAAUCAAAUGGCGUUACUACGUUCCAUGCAAAUGGUCCACGACCAACAGUACUAAUUCGUCGUGAAUUACCCAAACGUACAAUACGCAGCGUAACUUUGGAAAUAAUAGAGAAGAAUCCACUUACUCAUAUUGGCGUUUCUGCUGAUCGCCUAGAUUUAUUGAAAAAUGUUAUUUGUGUGACUGCAAAUGUCUCUUUCAUAGAUUGUUACAUAACGCUAAAGAAGUUACGUCAAAAUGAAGAAUGUAGCCUACUUGCUGAAUAUUUUGAAAUGACAGAAACUGAAAUACAACAAACGUUCGCACUUAAUAUUACACGUUUAGCUCGGUUCAUGCGAUUUUUAGUGGUGUACCCAAAUAGUAAAAAAUACUAUGACAGACAUAAGAAUUUACCUUUUCAAUUCCGUUCGGAUUUGUCGCAUGUGCAAUCGUUGAUUGAUUUAGUCGAAACUGAAAUAGAUUGCCCAGAACUCUUAAGCUGUAAUAGCUACAAAUACAUACUAAGUAUUUCACCAAAUGGUCUCAUCUGUUAUGUAUCUGACGCAUUUGUGGGCAAUUUCGAUGAUUUAACAAUUUUUAAAAGUUCUACUUUUCAUAGCUGUAUACCGAAGUAUUUAUCCCUUGUCGCAGUACCAGGUAAAGGUUUUCGAAACAGACACAAAUCAAGGAAAGUUAAUGCUUCUGAAGGUAAAGAUACAGAUUCGAAUACAGAUUCGGCUGAAGAGUCUGCAAAUAAUGACACUGACAACGAAGACGGACAUAAAUUGAGCCGUUUUGAUGCUGCACGCAUUGCUGCGAAUUUAGUUUCCCAUCAAACAAUGAGUGUUGAAAAUAAUAACUUAGUAUCAUGCAAAGCAAGAGGUUAUACCAUACCAACAACACGCGUCAGUACGCCAGUUUGCAGAGAACAAUUGCGAUGUGUGCUUAAUACUCUACGCGAAUUUAAAAUGUUGCAGCAUCAUGGAAUUAAAGAACCUCUACUGUAUCAAUAUAUAAAUGAAUCACUUCUAGUUGCUGCGGCUUUAACAAAUCUUCAAAGAUGAAGCGCAAUAUAUUUCAUAAUAAUGUAACAACGUUCUGUUUAACAACGUUAAAAGUUUUAAAACAUUUAUUGUAAGUUUCUUAUAAACAGUGACUAAAUUUUUAAAAUAUGUUUUAAGUUUUUUUUAUUUUAUCUCUUAUGUAUGUAUCAUUUUUAUUUAAAAUAAAUAUUUUAGUCAAGCUUUACGAAGAGAAGUCAUAAAAGAAAAACGGAAUACAAAUAACAUACAUAAAAUAUAUUACUAUUAUUUUGAUCAUUUAAAAUAUAUUACAAUGUCAUUUUUUUAGAUUACAAUAGAUUCUAUUUAUUAUUUUAAUAUGGCAUUAGUAUUACAUAUAUGGAAAACAUAUUUAAACGUUGGAAAAAUAAUUUUAUAGUAGCAGAAUCCUUUUUUACCAUGUAAUUU
Messenger RNA from Teleopsis dalmanni, 2059 nucleotides. RefSeq lists its product as uncharacterized. The record is from RefSeq and is a predicted model, not a curated record. The coding region runs from base 176 to 1654 and encodes 492 amino acids. The transcript is spliced from 4 exons. NCBI's taxonomy places the organism in Eukaryota, Metazoa, Arthropoda, Insecta, Diptera, Diopsidae.